This is a messenger RNA of Prionailurus viverrinus (fishing cat), 213 nucleotides long. Its product is annotated as 60S ribosomal protein L38-like. Gene Ontology annotation, cellular component: ribosome; cytosolic large ribosomal subunit. The transcript has a single exon. Gene Ontology annotation, molecular function: structural constituent of ribosome. Gene Ontology annotation, biological process: translation; protein-RNA complex assembly. The record is from RefSeq and is a predicted model, not a curated record. NCBI's taxonomy places the organism in Eukaryota, Metazoa, Chordata, Mammalia, Carnivora, Felidae. Bases 1 to 213 code for a protein of 70 amino acids.
AUGCCUCACAAAACUGACGAAAUCAAGGACCUUCUGCUCAAAGCCAGAAGAAGCGAUGCCAACACUAUCAAGGUCAAGAAAAAUAAGGAUAAUGUGAAGUCUAAAGUUCGAUGCAGCAGAUACUUUGAUAUCUUGGUCAUCACAGCCAAAGAAAGGGCAGUGAAACUGAAGCAGCCUCUGCCCCCCAGGUUGGCAAUAAAGGAGCUAAAAUGA